Messenger RNA from Scophthalmus maximus (turbot), 3364 nucleotides. It is a transcript of the gene slc25a15a, whose product is annotated as solute carrier family 25 member 15a. The transcript has 7 exons. Gene Ontology annotation, molecular function: L-ornithine transmembrane transporter activity. Bases 298 to 1209 code for a protein of 303 amino acids. The record is from RefSeq and is a predicted model, not a curated record. Lineage: Eukaryota; Metazoa; Chordata; Actinopteri; Pleuronectiformes; Scophthalmidae. Gene Ontology annotation, biological process: mitochondrial L-ornithine transmembrane transport.
CUGGAUGUCUUGAUACGGGUGCGUCCCCGGUGCGCACGGCGACGGGCGCGACUUGGUGAGACUGAGAGCACCCGCCACACGACUUCACUCGAGAGAAGACGGAAGUAUACGAAUUCAAAGCCAAUUUCGCUCCUGAAUCAAUUCCAAUCUUCUCAGUCUGCGAAACGAGAUGCUCAUGUGGAAACGCACUGUGUGGUAGGUAGGAGGCUGGCGAUCUGACUAGGUCACUCUCGCCCCCCCCCCCCCAUGGAUCAACGUGCUGUGGUACAGUAGGUUCCCUGCAUCUUUUGAAACACAAUGGCACCAAAUCCAGUAAUCCAGGCGAUCAUUGACUUCACAGCUGGAGCUUUAGGUGGGACGGCGUGCGUGCUGAGCGGUCAACCUUUUGACACGGCCAAGGUGAAGAUGCAGACAUUCCCCACCAUGUACCGGGGCUUCGUCCACUGCUUUGUGUCGAACUACAGACAGGUGGGACUCCGGGGUCUCUACAAAGGCACGACACCGGCGCUCAUAGCCAACAUCAGUGAGAACGCUGUGCUAUUCUUGAGUUACGGCCUCUGCCAGGACGCCGUCCACUUCUUGUCCGGGAUUGACAAGGGGACGGAACUCAGUGACGUACAGAAGGCAUCAGCGGGGUCUUUAGCCUCCGUCUUCUCCGCCAUGGCGUUAUGCCCCACCGAGCUGGUGAAAUGUCGCUUGCAGGCCAUGCACGAAAUGGAAGCGUCUGGCAAGAUCGCAGGUGGACAAAGGAGCACAGUGUGGACAGUAGUGAAGACGGUCCUGAAGGCAAACGGUCCCCUGGGUUUCUACCAAGGACUGACCUCCACCAUCGUCAGGGAGAUGCCGGGUUACUUCUGCUUCUUCGGGGCCUAUGAACUGUGUCGGUCUGAAUUCGCACAGUACAUGGGCACGGAGAAGGACGGCAUAGGUAUUCUUCCGCUCAUGUUCAGUGGUGGAUUUGGCGGCGCUUGUCUUUGGUUGGUGGUCUAUCCCAUAGACUGUGUGAAGUCCAGGAUCCAGGUGUACUCCUUAGCUGGGAGGCAAGAAGGCUUCAUGAAAACCUUCCUUGGUGUCAUACGCACCGAAGGGUUCACUGCUCUGUACUCGGGCCUGACCCCCACCAUGAUACGCACCUUCCCUGCCAACGGAGCACUCUUCCUGGCUUAUGAGUUUAGUCGCAAGUCUAUGAUGGAGCGAGUUGGUACCUGAUGUGGAGGAUCGUUCUAACUUAAAGCGAGUAUUGGGCUGAAACUCUUAAGACGAGUCUUCUCAGGCACCAAGCAAGGUCAUCUCAUCUAUGGCAGGCCAAAACAAUCAGUGAGCAGCAGAAGUCUCUCUCGAGGGCUCAUAGUCGUGGGGAGAUGAAGACAUUAAUCAAAGCUAAAUACACUACAGAGACCGGGGAUGGGCAGACUGUCUUCGGACGCGAUUCACUGUGAACCUGUUGAUCUGUGUAGCGAACCGGAAGUCUCCUCAAUAUUGAGCUCUUAAAAUAAACACUUCUGCUUAAGACAUCCACGGUUUCCGUCUCCCUGAAUCAGCCUCCAAUCCAUCAAUUAGUCCAUUUCAAGGAUUAUAAAUGCAUUUUAAAAGUCCUGAAAGAGGCUGCGGUCGAUCCCACAAUGGGAAGUUUGGGGAAAGGAGCACUGGCCUUUAAGGGAUGAAUAAUCACAAAGAAUUAAGAUUUGCAUCUCAUGAUAUAAUAUAAACCAAAUUCAGCCUCACCCUGUCAAGAUUAUGGAGCAGGACCCAAAAGCAGACAAGCAAACUACAAAACAGGAACCAAAGAACUAAACCGAACCUCAGGGAACAAGACCGGAGCGACACAGGCGAACUGAUCGGGAACAGAACAACGCAGGGCCGAAAUGUAGCAGACGAACUGAGAUGGAUGUAUGAGGGGCGCACAGAGACUAGAUGCACAAGGGAAGCAGGGAUGAUUGAACAUAGGUGAAACACACUGGGGUCAGGUAAAGACCAUCACUGGGGGUGGGAGACACAAGUAAAUUAAAGUGACAGAAAGCAAGAGACAGGAGAACAGGAAAUUAAUUUCAAAAUAAAGCCGAAAACAAAAAACUCAGAUUGAACAAGCACAAGGGAUAACAAAGGGGGAAACUUACCUUAGACAGAGAGACACAGGGAAGAGUAACUCAGAGCAUAAAUAAACAAUAGUCCACAAAGAAAAGUCUUUUAAGAGUUCAAUGGUCCAACAGGAGUUUGUGAUCCUGGCGGAUCAUGACAAACCUCAAAUCAAAAGUGUACACAGAUUCACAUAUUUAAAUCAGUUGCAUUUCAAAAUCUUCAGUAUACGAAAAUAUUUUAAUUGAGUCUGUUGUGUGUAGCUUUUUAAACAAGUGCAGCUGUAAUUCAUGCGCCGAUCUUACAGUGAGCUGGCCUGUCGUGUGGUCACGUAUCAAGUUACAGUUAAUUAACGGGACGUCACUGAAAAACGAUGAAAAUGAGCUGCUCACAUGUCAGUUCUUGUGACUCACACAGACACACACACACACACACACACACACACACUCUGUGUGUUGUGAGUAUUGUACAGCUUCACAACAUUUACUGUGUAGACAGGCUGUUUUACAUGACUUAUUACUGUAUGUAUUAAUUUUAAUAGUAUUACUAUUACUGUUACACAACAGCACUAUUAGUACAUAUGAAAUGUAUGAUUCAUUUGAUUUCUCCUUCUCUUCCCGCAGUUCCUCUCUCUGUGUAUGUCCCCUUGUCCUGUUUGUUUAAUACGUUUUUCUUUUACUUCCAUACAAUAUGUUCUUUUUAACCAGGGUAAUCCUACUGUGAAAUAUUUUCCUAGUUUGUACACAAUUUUACAUGAGGUACGAAACGUACCGGCUCUCAUGUUUCACGACAUGGAUGCCACCUAUUGUUUUAUUCAUAACCCGCCCUCAGACAGGUGUCAGACUCCUGGACGUGAACGUACGAGUAUAAUGGGUAAAGGCACAAGGCUCCACUAUGAGCUUUCCAACACAUGAGCCCCGCAUGAGGCUGGCUGGGCUCUGUGGUUCAUGUUACCUGUCGGCAUCCAAUAAAGUGAGUCCUACCAGGUGGGAGUAUGAGUUUAUGUGCGUGUGUGUGUGUGUGUGUGUGUGUGUGUGUAUGUGUGCGUGUGUGUGUCAGUGUGUGUGUGUGUGUGUGUGUGUGGCUCAUGGAAAAGACGCAAAGUAAUGAGGGAAGGGAGACAGACCACACCCCCAGGGGAGAGGAGACGGGUAAACAAGAGCAGCUCUGGCUCACUGGCCCCAUCACACAGAGAACACACUCACACUAAUGAUCUCAACAGCGUCCAGCACGGCAGAGAUGGUUACGCAAGGCAAACUUCAGAUCAGCGCCGAGGAGAUUAUCGAAG